Messenger RNA from Cotesia congregata, 1299 nucleotides. NCBI's taxonomy places the organism in Eukaryota, Metazoa, Arthropoda, Insecta, Hymenoptera, Braconidae. The record is from the annotation of a GenBank genome assembly.
AUGUGGUUUAAUUUUUUGGUUUUUGUUAUGUGUAUUUUUGGUGUACAGUCGACUGUGGUGGAUUUAUCGCACAGAGGAUUAAAAAAAGAAACUUUUUUCGUUAAUAUCCAGCAACAACUAAAUCUUCAUGAAGUGACGGAUUUAAUAUUAAAAGGAAAUCAAUUUGACAGUUUCCUCGAUUGUUCGACGAAUCUAGAUCACUUAAAAUCGUUAGAUCUAGCAGAAAAUCAUUUGCAAAGAUUUUUCUUUCUCUGCAAAGAAGAGUAUAAUUUGGAGUAUUUAAACGUGAGUCACAAUCAUCUGGAAUACAUCGACGAUUUCGCGUUUAAUAAUCGAACGUCUAAAUUAAAAUUGCUCGAUCUUUCGUGGAACAAAUUGAGUGUCAUCAAUGAAACUAUGAUCGAACAUAUGAAGAUCCUGGAAUAUUUAUCAAUAGCGCAUAAUCCUGUUGAUAAUAUCCACGAGAACGCAUUUAUAAAUCAGCAACAUUUAGUGCAUCUAGACAUGAGUAACGUCUCAGCUUCAUUUAUCCCAAAUUCAUUACUAAGACCGCUGACGAAGCUAUCAUUUUUGAACAUUUCGUUCAAUCCAAUCGAUACUUUGCCUUUUUUACCAGCAUUGUUGACAGAACUUGAUAUCUCGGGUACAAAUAUUCUAUUCAUCAGCGAAAUUUCGUUGCCUCAUUUGUCGCGGUUCCAUUUGAACCACAUGCCGAAUGUAACAAAAGUUGUAUUAAACGACUUCGAAAAUAUUACCAUGUUGGAAGUAUUGUCAUUUGAGAACUGCAAAAUGCUUACGGGAUUCCGAAUCUGGCCUCCUAAUAGCAGACUUUUACCACAUCUGAGGUACUUGUCUUUAAAAGGAAGUGCUCUGGAGACAUUGGAUGAAAAUCUGAGACCGAUUUUGCAGAGAACGGCUGUAGUUGAUCUUCAAAAUAAUCCAUGGCACUGCGAUUGUAGGAUGCAAUGGAUCAAUCGAUUAAAUCUUUCCAACGAUCUUAGUCGUGAAAUCAGAUGUAAAACACCAGAAGAGCACGCGAGUAAAUUAUUAUCAGCAAUACCAAACCGCGAGUUAAUAUGCGUUGAAAUAUUAAGCUCAGCUUAUCUAGCAAUAUGGGCAUCAAUAUCGAUCAUAAUACUCGCACUCACCCUUGCCGGAAUGUACCUCUUAUGGCGAAGUCCUCUCCGGCAAUGGAUUCUCCCGAAACGCGGGGGUGACACAGUUUCAUAUAAAAAUGUAAAGGAGUCCUCAAACGAUUUGAUAAGAAUUCUAGUCACCGAUGACCACACCGAAGAUUGA